Messenger RNA from Dermacentor albipictus, 1782 nucleotides. NCBI's taxonomy places the organism in Eukaryota, Metazoa, Arthropoda, Arachnida, Ixodida, Ixodidae. The record is from RefSeq and is a predicted model, not a curated record.
AUGGCUCUAGCACGACUGGACUGGGUAGCCCGUGCUCGCGGCUUCCUGCCAGACCAACAGACGGGCUUCCGGCGGCGGCGGUGCACUGCAGACUCCAUCGCUGACAUGGUGUCCACGCUGGAGGACGCCAAGGCCGGCGGGGACCUCGUGAUGCUCUUGCUGAUCGACAUACAGGGUGCCUUCGAAAGCCUCCCUCACGCAGUUGUCCAGCAGGGCCUGGACCUCCUCGGCAUCUGUGGCAACCUGCGCGGGUUCCUCUCGCCGUUCCUGCACAAUCGCACCCUCAGGAUACGUGUGGGUCAAUCGAAGAGCACACCCCGUCCAGUCGCUGCUGGUGUACCACAGGGGUCAGUGGUGAGCCCCUUCCUUUUCAACCUGGCCAUAGCACGGUUGCCUGCUGCCCUGCCGAUCGAACCUCACUUCCCUGUGCAGUCCUCAAUCUACGCGGACGACAUCGCCCUACGGAGAGCCCUGGACACUGCGGAUGCCUGCUUGUGCAGCAUCGGCCUCACCAUCUCGGCCAGGAAGACCGAGGCCUUGCUACUGCAUCCCAGAGCAUCAGCCCACUGCUCAGCUGUCCGGCUGCGCUUAGAGGCCGUCCAGAUCCCAUGGAGCAAGGCAGCCACCUACCUGGGGCUGCGCAUUGACCAUCGGCUGACCUGGCUGCCGGCUACAAAGGCCCUGUGCGCCCAGACGCUUCGGGUCCGCAAGGCGGUCUCACAGCUCCUUGCCCGUGGACAGGGCUGUACCACCAGGUGGGCCCUGCAGCUAUUUGAAGCUGCAGCCACUUCACGGCUACUGUAUGCCCUCCCUCUAGUGGCGCUGCCCCCACCCCGCCUGCGGAAACUGGAGCUGCAGCACCGGUCAGCCGUACGGCUCUGUCUUGGCGUUCCCCGAACCUCACAAGUGGCCGCCACUUUUGCUGAGGGAGGUGCCUGGCCCUUGUCAUUACUCUUCCUGCAACAGGGGCUACGACACAUUGAUCGCCUACACCAUGCCGCAGAUGGUCAAGCACUCCUGACCCGCCUACGCUCCUGGCCAGCAUCACACAUGGGACGGCUGUGUGGCCUCUAUAAGGAAGUCAUAGGGGACACGCCUGCAAACGCUGUACAGCAUCGCCCACCACAUCGGCCACCAAUUCCUAUUUCGACGGAGCUGCCAGGUGUCUCGAUGAACUGUUCCCCAGCAUGUGCCCUACAGCAGACGGCAGCCUCUCUCCUCCAAGAGAGACUUGGGGACCACCUUCACAUCUUCGUCGAUGGAUCCGUGAUACCGGACGCGGGCUCAUCCACCGCAGCCUGCGUUACACCGGCCCUACAAAAGAGCAAGCUGUGCCGUCUCUCGGGACAUGCAAGCUCUACCGCAGCAGAGCUAGCAGGACUCCACCUUGCUGUGGACCUACUUGCAGAGGAGCUACCAGCAACCCCGGCAGCCAUCUUCUGCGACUCCAAGGCAGCGCUGCUCUGUCUGCAGAACCCUAAGAGAGCUAGCCUUGGGGUUGCGCUGCUCUCUUCAAGACUGACGGCCUUUCAGGACGCAGAAUGCUCACUAUCCCUGCAUUGGCUACCGGCACACCCCGCCGGCACCGCCUUGGGAAAGCCACCUCGCCAGCCUGUGCCUCUUGUGGUGAACCAGAGACUCCGGAGCACCUCCGGCUGGCCUGCCCUGCUCACAUGCAGCACCGCGGCCGACUUCUGCAAGAGUUCCACCGCCUGCGGCUCCCAUGUUCACGACAGGAAGAUAUCCUCUUCCCCUGUCGUAAUCAGCUACCGGCCUUCCUAA